CCUCAGAACUCCAGUGAACCACAAAUAGCUAAACCAGCAAAGGCCCCGAAAACCACUGAGAACAGGCUAUCCAAGCACGCAAAUCUUGAAUUAAUCGAACCAAGAAUCCUAGUUUCGAUCAACAGGAACUACCUAGUGUAUGGAAGGAAACUUGGUCGACCUCCUGCAAAUCACUUGGUGACGAUAGUCAACCACGGUGAACAUCCUGUCGCCUUCAAAGUGCUUACUACGGACAAUUAUGCAUAUUUCGUCAAUCAAGUGUUUGGUGUUAUACCCGGCCGUCAUCUACACGCGAUACCCCAUAUCCGUGCACCAAACCAGUUCACCCUUCAGGUGAAUCGAAGGCCGUACAACUGUUUCUGUGACGAACAACAACCAUCGCAUUGGAAUACACCUAGGAAAGACAAGCUGUUCAUACUGCUGGCGCCGCUGUUCUCAUUCAAUAUUGCUCCGGAAUCUCUCUUCCAUCAUGAGAACCCAUAUGAAAAGCUGCGAAUAUGCCUCGAAUAUACAGGAAUGCCCGUGGAUCCCAAGAAAGGUGGUUCAGCAGAUCCAGUGGUCCACUUGUGGCAGUUAAAACUUUCAGAAUAUAAGAAGAAGGUAGAAGAACUAGGGAAUUUAGAUUGA
Messenger RNA from Angiostrongylus costaricensis, 627 nucleotides. The record is from the annotation of a GenBank genome assembly. Lineage: Eukaryota; Metazoa; Nematoda; Chromadorea; Rhabditida; Metastrongylidae.